Molecule: messenger RNA, 2767 nt
Organism: Dicentrarchus labrax (European seabass)
Lineage: Eukaryota; Metazoa; Chordata; Actinopteri; Moronidae
Product: zinc finger and SCAN domain-containing protein 2
Exons: 2
Coding region: 152-1354 (400 amino acids)
Biological process (GO): regulation of transcription by RNA polymerase II
Molecular function (GO): DNA-binding transcription factor activity; RNA polymerase II cis-regulatory region sequence-specific DNA binding
Source: RefSeq, a predicted model, not a curated record
CCACUUUGUUUACUUCCUCACCGCCGGUUUGUCUCCACAGUUAUCGGCCCGGUUGAGUUCUUCUGGCGGUAAUUUAUCAGCUCCUUUAACGACAUUAACUCACUGACUUCUGUUACUGACUUUAACGAAUAACCGCUUCGACCAGUCAAACAUGUCCGCGGACCAGAAGACCUUCCCCCCGCAGUCCUCUCCGUUCCCCCCGCAGUCCGCUCCGUUCCCCCCGCAGUCCGCUCCGUUCCCCCCGCAGUCCGCUCCCUUCCCCCCGCAGUCCGCUCCGUUCCCCCCCGGAGCGGCGGAGCGUGUGGGCGGUGAGGACCCGCACAUCAGCCCGCAGUCGGAGAUGGAGACUCUGCGGAUGUUGGUCAACGAGCGGCUGACGGCGGCGGUGGACGACAUCCUGGGAGUGUUCAUGACAACCGUGGCCCGGUACCGGGAGCAGAUAGACCGCCAGCGGCGACAGCUGGACAGCCUGAGGUCCGAGGAGGGCGACCGGAGCCGGGCGGCAGACUCUCUGCAGACGUCCUGGAUUAAAAGGUGCCCUGAUGAUCAGAUCCUGAGCGUCCAGUUUGACGAGGCGGACGCCGGUUCGUCUGCGGCUCAGAUUAAAACCGAGGUUGGCGUUGGGGACUGUGGAGCGUCGGGACCAAACGGGGACUUUGAUCCGACCGGCGGCUCAGAAGAAGGAGCGAGCGACGGCCGACUCCUCGCCGACUGCUCCGACGACACCGACGACAGCGGGGACUACUGGAGGGAGCCCGCCGGGGUUUGGAGACUGGAGGAGACGGGAGCGGCAGAAGGACGAAGUUCAUCUCCGAGCGGGAAGGCGAAGAGCUCCGGAGAUCAGCCUCCGCCGCCGGCGUUCAGUUGCAAAGUGUGCGGCGAGUCCUUCCACAAGGUCGGCUAUCUGAUCACUCACUGUACGGCACAUCUGAAGGACUGCGGCCUGUGCGGGAAACACCUGGAGCUCACCGAGAGCCUGAAGGUUCACCUCCGGGUUCACCGACACUCCACGUUCCGCUGCGGCGUGUGCGGCCAGAGCUUCACGCUGCGGGGGAACCUGCGGACGCACAUGAGGAUCCACUCGGGCGAGCGGCCGUACGCCUGCACCGUCUGCGGCAAGAGCUUCGGCAGGAGGGCGACGCUGGUGCGGCACGUGCGCAGCCACACGGGCGAGAAGCCGUUCACCUGCACGUACUGCGGCCGCGGCUUCGUGGAGAAGGGCAACCUGACCGUGCACCUGCGCACGCACACCGGCGAGCGGCCGUACUGGUGCUCCGUCUGCGACCGACGCUUCAGCCAGCUGGCCUGCUUCUACAGGCACCCCUGUCAGAGGAGGGCCGUGGACGCCGAGUGAUCCGGUUCUGAGUAAACCUCCUUCAUGAGCCCAUCAUGAAAGAAUCUCACAAUCAGCUUCUACAAUCUUAACGCCACAAUCACCUGAAAGGAGCAGCAGGUGUGUGAGGGCGGUCUGAUUCCAGUCCUUCACAGAACAGUUUCCAGUCCACCUGUUGAUCCAGCUGAGGUGGUCUCUGUGAACCUCCAUGAGCUUUUACUUCAACGAACGAUUCUUUCCACUAUCAGUGAAUCAGCUGAUCAUCCUCUCAGUGAAUCAGUAAAUGAUUUAAAGUGUGUAAAAUGUUUAUUUAAUAUACACACAUUUUUAGGGGCUUUGUGCCUUUAUUGGACAGGACAGCUGAAGAUUGACAGGAGGGGGGGGCCUCAGGUCGGACCCGAACCCACAGCUGCUGCAGCAAGGACUCAGCCUCGGUACGUUCCGGCUCCACCAGGCGAGCUACGGGGCGCCGAGCUCACGUCCUCCAAUGUCCCAAAGAUAUUCAGUUUACUGUCGUAGAGUUUCACAUUUUAGAAUCUGUGAACCCCGAAACCUCAACGAGUAACUGAAAAUCAAAAUAGUUGAUAUAAUAGUUCACAACUAAUCAAAUGAAGCUUCAAGUUCUGCUCUUAUUUUGAAGGGUGACUUUGAUAUUUUCCGUGUUCUUCUUGCUGCUGACGGCUCAGAUUGUAUCACAACUGGAAAAAAUGAAACAUUUUUAGCACCUUUGGCUUUAUCUGCUCGCACAGUCGCAGCAGCUGGUUCACCUCCAGCAUAAUCACAAGGUAGACAUCCAAAACAGCACAUUUGUACGUGAAACUACAUCAUCAAUACACAUAACGGCUACCGAGGUGUUUUGAUGAUUAAUGCUGUGUCAUAGCGAGCCCAUUUCCAGGCCAGUGAUCUGGAUCUGUGCCCGGAUGGUAAAGAACGGGUUGAGGGGUGCCUGGUGUCGUGUGCUCUGUGUGCGAUGGCUUUGCUGUUGAGGUCUGAGAGGUUGGGGAGAACAGUUGCAGGUGCUGAUAUGAGUUUGUUCCUACAGGAGGCCGUUAACAUGCUGAACAACCAGCAGAGGAGGAUGGGUUGGAUUGUGCUUUUAUAAAGCAGCAGCAGGAGGUCGGGGGUUGUCCAGAGUGAGUCCAAGAUAUCUGAAGCCCUCCACCAUCUCAGCAGCUUCAUUAUUGAUUCAUUAUUUCAGUGUGGGCUUUUACAUAAAGGAAGCUCCCUCAAUACUGGACCCACAAACACAAACAGUACAGUUAUUCUUUACGUGGCGUACGCAGCUCGGACGGGAUUCUCCUCCAACCGUGAUGAUUUCUUCAGGUUAUUCUGGAGCCAGCACACAGUUUCUAUCUGUCUGUCUGUCUGUCUGUCUGUCUGCCACCAGUGACACUCAGCUGAUGUUGAUUCAAUAAAAACAACACUGAAAGAGCA